This is a messenger RNA of Pelodiscus sinensis (Chinese soft-shelled turtle), 5014 nucleotides long. Lineage: Eukaryota; Metazoa; Chordata; Testudines; Trionychidae. The record is from RefSeq and is a predicted model, not a curated record.
CGCCUACCAGUUCUGCCAGCUGAGCUAGCCAGUGGCUGGCGCGGGAGACUUGGCUGGUGAGGGGCCGGGGUGCCUCUUGUGGGUGGGUGCAGUGCCGCCCUCCCUGCUUCGGAGGGGCCAGCGGGAGCCCGGCAGAAGGAGAGGGGAGCCGGUCCGUGUCUGACCCUGGGGUAAGACGAUGAGGCAGUAGAGAUGCUUCCGUUCCUGUUUGCCACCCUGGGCUCGGCAGGGGCCACCUGCAAGGCCUCCACCUGUAGCAACGGCACCAAGGAUUACUGCUACAGUGCCCGCAUCCGCAGCACUGUGCUGCAGGGCUUGCCCUUUGGGGGAGUGCCCACUGUCUUGGCCCUCGACUUCAUGUGCUUUCUGGCACUGCUGUUUGUCUUUUCAAUCUUGCGUAAAGUAGCCUGGGACUAUGGACGCCUGGCCCUGGUGACUGACGCUGACAGGCAGCGGCGCUGGCAGACGGAGCGAGAGGAGCGGGAAUACGUGGCCUCUGCUCUGCACUCCGACAACCAUGACCGCUACGAGCGCCUCACCUCCGUCUCCAGUUCUGUGGACUUUGACCAGAGGGACAAUGGCUUCUGCUCCUGGCUGACAGCCAUCUUCAGGAUAAAGGACGAUGAGAUCCGGGAUAAGUGCGGGGCCGACGCAGUCCAUUAUCUCUCCUUCCAGCGGCACAUCAUAGGGCUGCUGGUGGCCGUGGGCGUGCUCUCGGUGGGCAUCGUGCUGCCCGUGAACUUCUCAGGGGAUCUGCUAGAGAACAACGCUUACAGCUUCGGGCGAACGACAAUUGCUAACCUGAAUUCUGGGAAUAACCUGCUGUGGCUGCACACGUCCUUUGCCUUCCUGUACUUGCUGCUGACGGUAUACAGCAUGCGCCGGCACACCUCCAAGAUGCGCUACAAGGAGGAUGACCUGGUGAAGCGAACGCUCUUCAUUAAUGGCAUCUCCAAAUAUGCCGAGUCGGAAAAAAUCAAGAAGCAUUUUGAAGAGGCUUAUUCCAACUGCACUGUGCUGGAGGCCCGCCCCUGCUACAACGUGGCCAGGCUGAUGUUCCUUGAUGCAGAGAGGAAAAAAGCGGAACGUGGGAAACUCUAUUUCACCAACCUGAAGACCAAGGAGAACACCCCGACGAUGAUCAACCCCAAACCCUGCGGCCACCUCUGCUGCUGCGUCAUCAAGGGCUGUGAGAAGGUGGAGGCCAUUGAGUAUUACACCAAGCUGGAGGAGAAGCUCAAGGAUGACUACAAGCGGGAGAAGGAGAAGGUGAACGAGAAGCCUCUGGGGAUGGCCUUCGUCACGUUCCACAAUGAGACCAUUACAGCCAUAAUCCUCAAAGACUUCAACGUGUGCAAGUGCCAGGGCUGUGCGUGCCGCGGGGAGCCCAAGGCCUCCUCCUGCAGCGAGUCCCUCCACAUCUCCAACUGGACCGUCACCUACCCCCCUGACCCACAGAACAUUUACUGGUGAGCAGUGGCUGGGGCACUGGGCAUCCGGGGUUUCAUCUGGUGGAUCCGCUGCCUGGUUAUCAACGUCGUCCUCUUCAUCCUCCUCUUCUUCCUCACCACCCCUGCCAUCAUCAUCACCACCAUGGAUAAGUUCAACGUCACCAAGCCCGUGGAGUAUCUGAAUAACCCCAUCAUCACCCAGUUCUUCCCCACCCUGCUGCUGUGGUGCUUCUCCGCUCUGCUGCCAACCAUCGUGUAUUACUCCGCCUUCUUCGAAGCUCACUGGACCAGAUCUGGAGAGAACAGGACGACCAUGCACAAGUGUUACACCUUCCUCAUCUUCAUGGUCUUGCUGCUGCCUUCGCUGGGCUUGAGCAGUCUGGAUGUGUUUUUCCGCUGGCUGUUUGACAAGAAAUUCCUGGCUGUGGCCGCAGUGCGAUUUGAGUGCGUCUUUCUGCCUGAUAACGGGGCUUUCUUUGUUAACUACGUCAUCGCCUCCGCCUUCAUCGGGAACGCCAUGGACCUGCUGCGCAUUCCCGGCCUGCUCAUGUACAUGAUCCGCCUCUGUCUGGCCCGCUCGGCCGCCGAGCGCAGGAACGUCAAGCGGCACCAAGCCUACGAGUUCCAGUUCGGAGCCGCCUACGCCUGGAUGAUGUGCGUCUUCACCGUGGUCAUGACCUACAGCAUCACCUGCCCCAUCAUCGUCCCCUUUGGGUUGAUGUACAUGCUCCUCAAGCACCUGGUUGACCGGUACAACCUGUACUACGCUUACCUGCCAGCCAAGCUGGACAAGAAGAUCCAUUCAGGGGCUGUGAACCAGGUGGUGGCAGCCCCCAUUCUCUGCCUCUUCUGGCUCCUCUUCUUCUCCACCAUGCGCACCGGGUUCCUGGCCCCCACCUCCAUGUUCACCUUCGUGGUUCUCGUGAUCACUAUUGUGAUCUGCCUGUGUCACGUCUGCUUUGGACACUUCAAAUACCUCAGUGCUCACAACUACAAGAUUGACCACACGGAGGUGGACGCCGUGGACGGGAGGGAGAACGGGCAACCUGUCGCUGUGCCGCCAGUUCCCAAAUCCGCUCAAAAGUACAUCGCCCAGGUGCUUCAGGAUUCCUCUCUGGAGGGCGAGGCCACUGAGUCCGAGGAGCAGGGGUCUCAGGACGAAGAGCUCAUCAACCCGGACGGCAUGAACGACACGGAUUUCCAGUCGUGUGAGGACAGCCUGAUAGAGAACGAGGUCCACCAGUAGCCCCCCCCUCCCCCCCACCAUGGGCAGGAGGGGCAGGAGAGGCCCGGGAGCCGAGGCAGCCGCUGUGAACGGGAGAGAACUGAAUGGAGCCGGAAGUGUGGCAAGGACAACGCCAGCCCGGGCCCCUUCCCACCUGCCCAGGCCGCUGCCCUGAAGCUCAUUCCAAGGGUGGGACAGGACUGUGCAUCAAAUUCUCCAUUCCCUGCUUCCCCGCCCGCUUCCUCUCACUCCCAUCAGGGCGGCCGAGAAGGGACCUGCUCUGACCAGUUACCUUCUCUCACAUGGACCGAGGCCAGGUGAGCCCGGCGAGGGGGAAGGAGGAGGAGGAGGAAGAUGACUUUGACCCUUGCUGCUUCCAUGCUGGGAGGAAGAGGACCCAGAGGCAGCAGAAGCCUGGAUGCUUUGGGGUGGCAAGUGUUGCAGUGGGUGUGCUCGGGCCUCCCGUCUGCCCCCCACACAUGAAAUCUUGAACACUAAUAACUUAUUAGAUUUAAAAGAAAAAAGCUUUAAUCAAGGUAUUGCAACCCCAGCUAGUAGAGGGUGGCUGUGAGCCCGGCAGCGGGCACUGGUCCUAGCCGCGGGAGGAGCAGUGCCCUGGCACUGUGCUGCCCUCUGCCCCGUGCCCGUGUCUCCCCCACGCAUGUGCAUCGGCGUGUGAGGGCCAUGAUCCUGCUUGGGUGACGUACCCGGGCCCACUCCUGCUCCUCCGACAGGCUGCCGGGGGCUGGUGGCAACACCCAGCCAUGUGUGGGGAGUAGACGUGUCCCGGUGAAAACUCUGCUGGUUCCCUGAUGGCGGGAGAGCCCCUCUGGGUGGGGAGGAUCCUGGCAGGGCCCCUUGCAGGGCAAGGGGAGCAUGGGGCUAGCACGGGCGCAUACGGCCUUUUCAUGCCUGUGGUAGCUGGCGCCGUCAGGCCACGAUGGGGCUCACCGUGGAGCAUGUGGCAUUGUUUUAAGUGGCUUUUUUGUACAUUUCCCCCCCUUCCUUUAAAAUAAAAAACUGACACCCAGCUGCUGCCCCCUGUGCUCUCCUGUGUCUGCGCAGCGGGGCCAGCAAGGGCGGGCACUGGGGUAGGCUUUCCCUUACUGCUGUGGAGCGGGGCUGGGCCCUGACCCCAGCCACCAGCCAGUGCUGGGACUGACCCAGAUGCCCUGGCCUGGGUACGGAGCCCUGGCUGACCCCUCCUGUGUGUUUGGUUUCCGCCAGUGUAGGGCUGCAUCUCCUCGUCCCCAUUGCUCAAGCAGCAGCCUCUGCCAUCCGCCUCCCCCAGCUCUAGAAUCCCCCUCCCCGCCCCGGGAGAGCGGGGUGUCUCCUGGGAGCCUAGUCCCAUGGGUGCGUGUGACAUGCUGCUGUGGGAUUCUCAGGAGACACUGCCGCCUGUUGGGCAUAUUCCAAACCUCCCCCACCCCGAGCACCGCACUCGUGCUAGGUUGGAUUUGCAUAGGGAGCUGAGUGCUGGGCAGCUUGGGCACGUGACAGGCCUCCCUGCUGGUAAGCUGUAUUUAUUUUCCCUUGCCUCCCUCCCCCUGCUGCUCUGUUCCUUGGCCACGGCCAGCCACAGCCCCGACUGUGCAGCCUGCAUGGGCACAGCUCCAACGAAUUGUAGCUCAAGCAGCACUUGGACUGCAGGGGUGUGUUGGAGCCAGUCGAAGCAGGCUCCGCAGAGGGCUGUAAUAACUCGCUCUGGUCCUUCGCUAGCAACUUCCAGCCGGGAGCACCAAGCACUUUAUAGACACUAACGAACUAUGCCCCUGUGCUCCCAAGAGGGCAUUCAGAAUCACCACCCCCCUGGUACAGAGGGGGAAACUGAGGCACAGGGCAGGGAAGAGACUUGUCCAAGGUCACACAGGAAGUCCAUGGCAGCUUGGACCAGAGACCAGAUGUCCGUCCUUUACCUGCCCCAGAUGUCCGUCCUUUACCUGCCCCUCUGAUAGGAAGUCCAGAGACAAUAGCAGGCUUUGCUCCUCGAUGGAAGACGACAAAGGAGGAAGGACUCAGACUCCGGCUCCUUCUUAGGAGCAUGUUCUAUGAUAGAGGCUGUGAGGGGUUGGGCCUGGUGAGUUUCUCUGACUUACUUCCCCUCCCCUUAAGAGCUCCCCCUUGAAAUGCACGUUGUUGGGGUCUGAGCGAUUUCUCCCAGAAGAGGCUAGAAACGCAGCCCAGGGCUCUGAGUGUUUGUGCCCAAACAGGAAAGCCAGGCGGCUGGCUGGCAGUGGUUGCUGUGUCCAUGCGGCUGGUGCUAACUGGCACCGUGUCUGUGUCGAGCUGUGUACAAUACCCUGUAUAUAUUUGUGUAAAAAAGAAAAACUGGAACUCA